AGUUAGUCGUACCCAAACAAAACAUUCUCUCAAGUGCUCUUCGUUAUUUUUAAAAUCGGAAUUGUGCUUUAUUCUAACAAGAAUAAUCAUUUAUAACAGAUUAGUUUACUUUAAGAACUCUAAUGGAUUUUAGCACGGAUAUUAUACCAUCUCUUGAUAGAGAAUUUGAUUUCAUGUUAACUGAUAUGAAGCCGCAUGUUCUAAAAUUGCCGCAUAAAUCGGAUCGUCAAAAAUGUGCAAUUUGGAUAAAGAAACUAUGCGAUCAAGUUACAGGAAUAUCAGAGAGAAAAACUAGAAAUUCCUAUGCACGAAUUAUUCUUGAACAAACGAAAAAAGGAACAAUAGAUGAACCUAUUCUAUCUGAUCCACCAGAUGGUCCAUUACCUGUUUUACCACCUCAAACGGCGGAAAUUCCCGAUUGGGUUAAUGGAGAAUUAUCCCUCUUUCCUGAAACAAACAGAUAUGGCUUUACAGAUUUUGGAGAAAGUCCUACGUCUUUUGAUUACCAAAUGAAAAAUCCACUCUUCUUAAACCAAAAAAGUACUUCUUCAAAAAUGCCAGAAGAUUAUUUCCAAAAAUCGAAACCUUUCACAGAAGAUUUAGGAUAUUUAACAGACGAAUAUUUAAAGCCUAAAGAUACGCGAAAAGCUUAUGAAACAACGACUUCGGAUAUCGAUUGGACUAAAUCAAAUUUGUCUCACUUCAGUGCUUUUCCAAAUACUACGGGCUUUUCCUCCGUUCAAGAAGACCCAAAAUUAACACGGUUAGCUGAAAAAGAGAUUAUGAUGAAAACCAAAGCUUUUGAAGCAAAAUUUCAAGAGGAAAAGCUUAAAUUACAACAAAAACACGAUUCGAACGUACAAAAAAUUUUGGAUAGAAAAAAUAUUGAAAUAGAGGAAAUAAAAAACCAUUACAGGAACAAAAACAAAGCACAGGAUGAUAAUUUAUCAAAGUUAGAACGUAAAGUUCAAAGUUUAUUGAAAGAAAUUAAUAACUUAAAAGAAACUAAGGAAAAGCAGCUAUCAGAGCUUAAAAGGGUUUUGGAAGAAUCUCACAGGAAGAAAACGGAAUCUUUAGAAAAAAGACUUCAGGAUGCUAUAAAUACAAAUGAAAAAGAAAAAAUUGCACUUCAAAAAGACCACACUUCGGCUAUAGAAGAAAUUAUUGCUGAUACGAAAAAUAGACUUGAUAAAAUGGAAGAGAAAGCCAGACAUCAGAGUGAAACAGCGUCGAACACAAUCAAUAAUCUCGAAAAGCAAGUUCUAGAUCAAUCUAGGGAAAUAGAUUUAUUGAAAACGUUAAGGAGGGAUCUUGAAAACGAAACGAAAUCCCUUAGAGAUCAUAAUGAAAAAUUAGAAAAUGACGUAUCGUCUCUACAGUUCAGGUGUAAAAUGUUACAAAAAGAAAAAGAUAACAAUCUAGAAGAACAUACGAAAGAAUUGAAAAGUUUGCAAAAUAAAUGCGAAGCUAAUGUAGAAUAUUAUAAACAAGAAAAUAGCCUAAAUUCCUCAAAGGCAGCAGAAACUAUAGAAGAGUUGAGAAAACAACUCUUACAAACAAAAAAGAAUUUGGAAGCUUGCGAACAAAGGAGACAAACACAAGCUAUGGAAUUUGAAAGACUAGAAAAGCAAAAUAGAAUGAACCUAGAAAGUUCUUACGAAGGAAAAAUAAGGAAUAUAACAGCUGAACUACAAAAAUAUCAAUCGGAUGCCAAACAGAAAAUUGAAAAUCUUGAAAAGUCUAAUAAAGAAAAAGAUCUUGAUUUAAUUGAGUCAAAACGACAAACUGAACUUGUCUCAAAGAAGGCGGAUGAAGCUCUCCAAAAUUUCAAAAUGCAAAUCGAACAGCAAAACUUUAAAGCUUACCAAGACAUGCAAAAACACAUGAAGAAAGUUGAACACGAUUUGGAUAGAUCAAGACAUUUGAGGGAAAAACAAAGUAAAGAAUUUCAAAAGCAAAUACAAGAACAAUCUGAUGUUUAUAAAAAUCAAAUGAGAGAUAUGCACGAAAAAUUUGAGAAUGAGAAACAACAAAUUAUCAAAGAGUUGUCGUCAAAUCAACUAAAAUUGGAAAAAGAUCAUGAAAAAGCCAUAAAAACUAUGGCUGAUAUGCAUAAAAAAGAGUUUACCAAAAUGGAAAGGAUUGUUGACGAUGAAAAGCGAAAAAAUAUUCAAUUAAGAGAAGAAAUGGCCAGAUCGAAACAAAUGAUGAAAGAUGAACUUAUCGAACUAGCUAAAUUAAGAGAUGAAGAAAGAAUGAGAAUAGAAAAAGAUUAUGAAGAUAGAAUAGGCAAAUUGAAAAAUCAAAUUGAACAACAAAGGGUUGAUCUGCAAAAGGAGCAGAGUUUAGAAAUGGCUAAAAUGCUAGAGAAGACGGAUAGCAGCUUAAAAGAUAUCGAAAAAGAGUACUCUUUAAGGGCUGCUAGAGAUAAAGAAACAAUUUGCCAACUACAAUCUCAUAUAGAUGAAUUAAAGAACGAUAGCCUUAGUCUAAAAGAAAAACAUAACAAAGAAAUUGAACAUCAAAUUGCAAAAUCCGAAGAAGAGAGACGAAAAUUAAAGCAUCAGCACGCAAACAUUUUGAAAAGUAUUCAUUCAGAAAUUGAAUCGCAAAAGUCUAAAUUUCGACAAUUGGAGACAAAAUUCUUAGAGCAAGAACAAGAUUACGAAGAAAAGCUUGUUCAAGUUCGUAGAGAAUAUGAACAAAGACUCAAAGGAAUGCUUCAUCCAUCAGUUCGCAAAGAACUAGAGGCUACAAUAGAAUCUCUCAAAUCGCAAGUCGUAGUUUUACAACAAAAAACUGCAUUAUUACAAGAGGAAAUUGGAAAAUAUUCUCAAAACCCAAGAAAUUUUGUGCCUAAUUUGAUUGCUAGUGCUUGA
This is a messenger RNA of Dimorphilus gyrociliatus, 2879 nucleotides long. NCBI's taxonomy places the organism in Eukaryota, Metazoa, Annelida, Polychaeta, Dinophilidae. The record is from the annotation of a GenBank genome assembly.